CCAACGCCAUCUGCGGUCAGAAAAGUUAAGUUGAUGCAAUUAUUAUUUUUCAACGAGUUCCGAUUCAAAACAUCACGCAAAUCUCUACAACACACAAUAUCGAUUGAGAAAACAGAAAGAAAUAUCCGAGAUCCAUUAUUUGCUCCAAGAAAAAAAAUAAUAUUAAGGACCAGAAAAUUUGAAAAGAUUUGACAACAAGAAUGUCGGUGGCACCAUAGUGCGAUUCCGCACUCUUAUUGUGAAAGUUGAACCCAAUCUUCAAAUGGAACUACUUCGAUGAUAUCAAGUUUCAUUUUCCUCGCUAUUGCAUUGUAAGCGAACAUAAGCGCUGGAUCGAUGACCACUCCAAUUUCUUCUGCCGAGCAGAUCCACUCAAUUUGGGAAAGGUAUGGAGGUAUGUCUGACGCAAUCUGUGAUAUGACUUCUUUCCAGUUCAGCUAACAAAAAAAAAUGUUGUACUACAUAGCACAUACAGUAAUCUGAUUUCUUUCAGGGAUUCAAGCUUCGUAUUUUGUACGCGUCAAUUAUUUAGAAGUGAUGACCGCAGCAGCGCAGCGGGACGCCUGCGCUGACGCUGGUAACAACGGGCUAUGUGACAGUUAAGUUCCAGCCUCGCAGCCCAUCGUGUCUCAUUUUUUAUUCGAAUCAGAAAGCAGAUGACACGCGAAUCUGUCGGCUUAAAAAUCAAAAUAUGCAAGGUCGUAUUUCAAUGUUGUUUGUUUCUUUGCUGCUCAACGGCUUAACCCUUUCAAGGCAGGCACUAGUGAUAAGUCCGAGCAGAAUCAGGAAUAAUAAGGACAACCGGGAAAUGCAGCGGUCGGGAGCGACUCCGAUGCCUUCGCCUCAGCACAAUCGCACCAAUGACGCCAUCAGAGCCUUGUCUAGAAAUAUAACUUCGCUAUUAGAAAACCUUCUCAAAAAUUACGACUCCAAUCAUCAUCCGGGAUACGAUUCAGGUUUACCAACAAUAGUCAAAAGCAAUAUUUUGGUUCGGUCCAUGGGUCCCUUCUCCGAACACCGAAUGGAUUACUCGAUGGAUUGUUAUUUCAGACAGUCGUGGCAAGAUAGGCGCUUGAGCUUCAACGGCCCAAUCGAGACGCUGAGUUUGAGUAUCAAAAUGCUGGAAGGGAUUUGGAAGCCGGAUACUUUCAUUUACAACGGCAAGAAAUCUUACCUCCACACGAUAACGACGCCCAACAAACUACUCCGCAUCAACAAAGACGGCAGCAUUCUCUACUCGGUCCGAUUGACCAUCAAAGCCAAAUGUUCUAUGGACUUGAGGGAGUUUCCAAUGGACCAUCAGUCGUGCCCACUCAUCCUCGGCUCGUACAGUUACGAUGAAGAGGAUUUGCUGUACGUGUGGGACGAAGACCAAGGCGUCAAGUUUCUGGGCGAUGUUGAGCUUUCGCAAUUCGACUUGAUUUCGAGUCCUUAUCGCAACGCGAGCAUCUCACGCAAACGAGGUCUUUAUUCGGUUCUGCAAGUGAGUUUCAAUCUUCGAAGGAAGCAAGGGUACUUUCUGAUCCAGGUCUACGUGCCGUGCAUCUUAAUCGUCGUCCUAUCCUGGGUCUCCUUCUGGCUCAACCGUGAAGCCACGAGCGAUAGGAUAAAUCUGGGAAUCACUACUGUCCUGACCUUAAGCACUUUAGCCAUGGACACGCGGACGGAUUUGCCCAAAGUGCACUACGCAACGGCGCUCGAUUGGUUCAUCCUCAUCACAUUUGGCUACUGUAUGGCUAGCAUCAUUCAAUUCGCUUCGGUUCAUUAUUUUACAAAGAUUGGCAGCGGAGAAAAUUACCAGACGCAGGAGAUUUCGGUCUUGCAUCGUAAACUAAUGGAGAUUAAGGGGAGUCCAAGUAACGAACCUGUCGACGGUCGGAUAAUAAGAACCGACUUUGCCGACUGGGAGAAGCUCGGGGCUGAACUACCUCAAAUGUUUACCACUCCGCCCGUUCCGCCCUGCACUCCUUCUGGCAUUGAAGAAGAAAAUGUAACAGCCAUCAUGCACGAAGAAAUGAAACUCAACAUUGAAAUUUCCGACGACGAGGAUGACGACGAUGGAGUGGCGACUAACAGCGCAGUAAAAAUCCGCACCAACAGACGCCAUACCGACAGAUCCUCCCGCUUGCAGCAACUUUACUACUGUCUUGUUGCUAACCAAUCCUUUCGAGCUAAACGCAAGCGCCGGGCACUAGCCAAAGGGAACAUCAUCAAUUCCGUCAGCAAAAUCGACUCUGUCUCGCGCAUUCUUUUCCCGGUGACUUUUUCCAUCAUCAACGUUAUUUACUGGUGGGGCUUUAUCGCGCAAAACAACGAUUUCACUUGGAACAAAAUGGACAAUUCCAAAUUCUAUUAAGAGAAUAAAUACUAUUUAGAUAGAUUGACCUAAAAUUUAAAGCUUCUCCUGUCAAAUCCAGCAGAGCAACAGAGUGGUUGGCAACACGAUCAAAUGGCGCAUUUUGUCGCGACGGUUGCAACAUUCUACAAGGAAUUUAAAUAGAUGUGUAUCAUACUUUGCAUGCUGUUUUAGCUCUCCAACGUCUUCAAUUCUCCCUAUAUGGUCGAUCGUAAUAAAUGAAUAGGACGCCCGAGUCCUCCGUCUCCAU
This is a messenger RNA of Daphnia pulicaria, 2606 nucleotides long. RefSeq names its product gamma-aminobutyric acid receptor alpha-like. The transcript has 13 exons. NCBI's taxonomy places the organism in Eukaryota, Metazoa, Arthropoda, Branchiopoda, Diplostraca, Daphniidae. The record is from RefSeq and is a predicted model, not a curated record. Bases 692 to 2356 code for a protein of 554 amino acids. Gene Ontology annotation, molecular function: extracellular ligand-gated monoatomic ion channel activity; neurotransmitter receptor activity; GABA-A receptor activity. Gene Ontology annotation, biological process: regulation of membrane potential; signal transduction; chemical synaptic transmission. Gene Ontology annotation, cellular component: neuron projection; synapse; membrane.